Molecule: messenger RNA, 2242 nt
Organism: Larimichthys crocea (large yellow croaker)
Lineage: Eukaryota; Metazoa; Chordata; Actinopteri; Sciaenidae
Gene: nudcd1
Product: NudC domain containing 1
Exons: 10
Coding region: 135-1892 (585 amino acids)
Source: RefSeq, a predicted model, not a curated record
CAAAUGUCUCCGUGUGCGCCCAAACAGGGAACGUGUGUGUAUGUGUGUGUGUUUUUGUGUGUGUGUCAUUUAGCCUCACACCAACUUGUGAAGAAUCAUUCAUAUUUUCAUAUUUUUAAAAACAAAAACAAAACAUGGCUGCGUCGAAUUAUUCCCUGAAGGUCAACAGAGAGCUGCUGGACCCGAACUUCGAGAGUUACCGCUUAUCUCUGGACGCCAUACCGACGUACGACGUGGAGCUGGACGCAGCUGUGGAGGAAGUGAAGCUGAAGGACACGCAGUACACUCUGGAACAUGUGCGUGCUUUCGGCAUGUACAACUACCUCCACUUAGAUCCUUGGUACGAAGACAGCGUUUUGUUUGUGGACUGCAAAGGACGAGUUCUCAGUCUCACCGUCACCCUGGACACUGCCCUGGGGAAGCCCAGAGAGGUCUACCGUAUAACCGCUGACAUCAGCCAGUGUGAGGAUCGUCUUUGCGCGUCCCUCAGCCUCACCUCGGCGACCUGGGCGUCCCUCAGUGAUGGCACGGGCCGGUUGUACCUUCUCCGCACCGGAAAGAGGGGUGACAGCUCCCAUAUGAAGUGGGAAGCGCUGUUCAGUGAAGACAUGGGGGAGCCUUUCACCAUCCUCCACAGUGUCUCACAUGUACAGGACGGAGUCCACGCCAUGGAGGUCCUGCUGCUCCGCAUCCAGAAAGACCCGCAGGAAACCAAAGGAAGUGGAUACUCCGUGUCUCUGGAGUGGAUCACAGUCGCCAACACUGCAGGACAAGGUCAGGAGAAGAAGUAUGAGGUGAGGAAGAGGAGGGUCCUCAGGGGGAAGUCGGUGCCUCACUACGCAGCGGUUGAGCCCAAGGGAACGGGGCUGAUGGUGGCCUCGGAGAAGCCGUUUGUCUUCACGCACGUGGACGGUCUUCCCGUGGAGCAGGCUGACCCAGAGCCCAUGGAGGUGGAGAAAACAGAUCCCAUUUACUUCUGGCAGCAGACAGCGGAGGACAUCACAGUGUGUGUGCGCAUGCCCGAGGGCGUCACCAAAGAGGAGGUGCAGUUCAGGCUGAUGGCGGACAACAUCAGACUUGGAGUUCAGGGUUUCCCUCCUUUACUGGAAGGCCAGCUGUUUGCAUCUGUAGACCCUGAGGCCAGCGCCUGGAUCAUCAAAAAUGACAAAAGCCUGGAGGUCAGCCUGCAGAAGCGCAGCGAGGGGCCGAUGUGGCCGGAGCUGGUGACCGGUGACAGGAGAGGGGAGUACGUGAUGAGCGACGAGCAAGCUGCCCUCAUCCACGAGAGACUGACAUACCUCACCUCUGAAGACAUGAAUGGAAACCCUGACAAGGACAAGCCUCCCUGUAACUCUCAGGAGCUGGAGGACUGUGAUGGGUUCCCAGAAGACAGCUUCAGUCUCACACACUUUGACGGAGAAUCGCUCAAGCCCACUCAGGUGGUGAACCUGGGCAGCCAUCAGUACCUGUUCACAGUGGACGUGAACCCGUCCGACAUGCCGUGCCUCUGCCUCAGACACGACGUGGACGCUCUGGUGUGGCAGCCUCGUCCCGACCAGCCCAGUAACAUGUGGGAGCACAUCGCCACGUUCAACGCCUUGGGUUACGUCCAGGCGUCCAAGCGGGAUAAAAAGUUUGCGACCUGCGCUCCGAACUUCUCCUACGCCUCCCUGUGCGAGUGCCUCCGCCGCUCCUUCAUCUACCGACAGCCGUCGCCGGUGGAAACCGUCCUCUUCAACAGGAAGCAGGGCCGCCAGGUAGCGCAGGUUGCCAAGCAACAGGUGGCCAGCCUGGACUCGGAUAAGCCAAUUCUGGGCUUCAGGGCGACCAAUGAGAGACUGUACAUCCUGACCUCCAGUAACCUCUUUGUUCUAAAGGUCAAUAAUAAUUAGAUUUGGGACUCUUAGUUUUGGACGUUCACCCCCUCAGGCUGCGAUCAUUCCUCACUGAAGAAAAACUUCCUUAUGUUUAAAAUGAUGCUUUUGCUGUUCAGUUCUCUCUCUCUGUUUCAGCUUCACCUGUCGUCUGUGUUGCAAACCGUCUGUAAGGUCAAUGAGUAAAAAUCUUAUCGACAAAUCAUGGAAACAAACGUUGGCUAGAGCAGAAUUUUUCCAGGAUAGACCAAGAAAAUAAAUGUAAAUGAUGCUUUAAUCCGACACGCUGUGUGUUUCAUGAAUAUACAUUUCAUACAUGUAGUUCCCUGUGUGUGCUCUGCAUUAUUAAAGAUCUCUGUGAAUUCCAA